Molecule: messenger RNA, 1554 nt
Organism: Papaver somniferum (opium poppy)
Lineage: Eukaryota; Viridiplantae; Streptophyta; Magnoliopsida; Ranunculales; Papaveraceae
Product: dnaJ homolog subfamily B member 13-like
Exons: 2
Coding region: 256-1293 (345 amino acids)
Cellular component (GO): cytosol
Molecular function (GO): protein-folding chaperone binding
Source: RefSeq, a predicted model, not a curated record
CGAAGUAAAACCACAUCUGAGUAUAACAAUCUCGCGUCUGGUUUAUCAUUUACACUUAUACUUACUCCACCACCACGAUCCAAAUGACUGCACGUUCUUCUCUAGUCACCCUCACCACCUACACUUACGGCUUAUUUUAGCAUUCAUUAGUUGACAAAAAAAAUCAAAAUUAAAUCUGAAAGAAGAAGAAGAAACAGAGAAAAACCAGACAGAGUUUAGUUCAGGGUUCAGAGAAGAAGCAGAAGAAGAGGAAUAAUGGGAGUGGACUACUACAAUAUGCUGAAAGUGAGUAGAAAUGCAAGUGAUGAGAAUCUAAAAAAAGCAUACAGAAGAUUAGCAAUGAGAUGGCAUCCAGAUAAAAACCCUAACAACAAAAAGGAAGCUGAAUCUAAAUUCAAACAGAUCUCACAAGCUUAUGAUGUUCUCAGUGAUCCACAGAAACGUCAGAUCUAUGAUUUAUACGGUGCUGAUGCUUUGUUAUCUGGUGAUAUUCCAGAAAAUUACAGUACAACUGCUCCUCCUCCUGCUCCGCCUUCUUCUUCUAGUAGUUCUAAUCGUUAUUAUCAUCAUUCACAACAACAGCGACAUCAUCCGACGGCUAAUGCUGCUACUCCACCGCCGCCGCCGCCGGCUUCUUCUUCUUCGAGUCGUAAUCAGAAUUCAACUUAUCAACCUAGAGAUCCUGAUGAGAUCUAUAAUGAGUUCUUUGGAGGACCUGAUGGUAAUAGUAAGACAAAGAGUUCGAAGAAAGCUCCGGUGCUUGAGAAUAAAUUGCCCUGUAAAUUGGAAGAUCUUUAUUUAGGAGCCAAGAGGAAAGUUAAGAUUUCUAAAUCUGUUUUGGAUGAAUCCGGCAAGCCAGUGAUCAAGGAGGAGGUAUUGACAAUUGAUAUCACACCUGGUUGGAAGAAAGGGACGAAGAUCACUUUCCCCGAGAAAGGUCAUCAGGCAUCUCGUGGUGUUGCUCCAGGAGAUCUUACUUUCGUGAUAGAUGAGAGGCCGCAUGCACUUUACAAGAGAGAUGGGAACGAUCUCUUAGUCAACCAACGGAUAUCAUUACUUGAAGCCCUCACUGGGAAGACGCUUAGCUUCACUAGCCUAGACGGAAGAAAUCUACAUUAUCAAGUAACAGAUAUUGUUAAACCUGGCUAUGAGAUGGUGAUCCCAAAUGAAGGAAUGCCAAUAUCAAAGGAACCUGGGAAGAAAGGAAAUCUUAGAGUGAAGUUUGAUGUGAAGUUCCCAGCAAUUCUCACACCAGAACAGAAGUCCAGUCUAAAGAGAGUGUUGGCUGGAUGAUGAUUGAGACUUGAUUUUUUUGGGGAGGGCAACACUAUCAAAUCAUACAGUUAGUAGAUGACGCAGGUGAUUGCAGAUGUAAAUAAUGUUACAAAAAUCAAUUGUGAAUAUUUAAGAACAAGGUUUUGAAUUGUCGCCUCCCCUGUGGACAAUUCAAUUGUUUCUCUUCAAUUCUUUUGGAAAGUCUUUGUUUCACCUCCUAAUCGUAAUUAUGAACCACCAAUAUUAAUGUUAAUUUCUAACAAGGUGGAGUUGAAGUUA